GAGCUGUGCAGAGAAGCCAUGGUGCAAAGAUUGUCCCCAGCCUCAGCCUGUCCCCAGGAGGAGAUGGAGAGCAAAAAUUUGUGUCACCCUGACUGGGACCAGUUCCUCCCUCCUGCUCCCCUGCCUCUCCCACCUCAGCCCCCACUCCCUGCCUUGGUUCCUCCUUGCUCGUGAGCUGUUUGUGAGUGCAUGACCCUGGGUGUAAGUGCUGAGCUCAGUAAGCAAAGUGACUCGCUGCGCUCUCUGGGUCCAUGUGACUGCAGUUUCCGUUAGCUCCUUCCGCAAAAGCUAUAUUAGUGCUAAGCAAGAAAACGGGCGAAAGAGAAAACCAGCGGGCUGCAGCUAACCUUAGCCCGAAGAAGUCGCUGAGCCCUAGCUGGAGUGGGCCACUAGCUGCAAGAUGAGUUGCUGCGAACCCUGUGCACUGCCCCAAGCGGAGUGCUGUUGUUGAGAUGGAGGCACCAUUCCCAGGUCUCUCCCUGGUUCUUGUCCUUCUAGCAGCAGGAUGGGGGAAUUGGGCUGGCGCAGCCUGGGCAACAUCUCCUGGGGGCUGCAGACUAGUGCAGAGCACUGCCACCUGCAAUGGAAGAUGGUUGAAUUCAGUCCCAAGAAAUCUGCAAGAUGAUAUAGAGGAGUUGCUGCUUGAUGACAACACUAUACAGGUCCUAGGGAAUGCCUCUGUGCUUGCAUACCAAAAGUUGAGGCAUCUCAGCUUGUCAAAGAAUCGUCUGGAGCUCAUCGAACCUGGUGCAUUCCUGGGCAGUCAAGUCCUCCGCGUGCUCUCCUUGGCAGACAACCUCCUCUUCACAAACUACUCGGUGACAGCAGCUGCUCUUUCUGCUUUACCAACUCUGAGGAAACUGGAUCUAGCUGGAAACCACCUCACUGAGGACAUGGUAUCGGUUUUGCUCUGGAACCUGUCCUCCUUGGAGUCCUUGUCUGUGGCCAGGAACAUCAUCAUGAGGCUGGACUCAUCCGUCUUCACAAACUUGACUCAGCUGCUGGAGCUGAACCUGGAGAAGAAUUACAUCUUUGAGAUUGACCAAGCUUUUGAAGGGCUGCAGAGUCUGCAGAGGCUCAACAUGGCUUAUAACUACAUCCCAUGCAUAGCCGAGUUUGACCUGACCCAGAUCAGAGUGCUCAAUGUCAGCAACAAUGUCAUUGAGUGGUUUCUGGCUCUUGAAAGUGAUGCCCUCUUUGAGCUAGAGGUGCUGGACCUGUCCCACAACCAGCUCCUGUUCUUCCCUGUGCUGCCUCGGCAAAGCAAGCUGCACUCCUUGCUGCUGAAGGACAAUGAGAUGAGCUUUUACCAGCAUCUCCCCAAUGCCACAUCCCUGGCAGAUGUCACUGUGCAGUUCCUGCUCAUUGAUGGCAAUUCCACCAACGUCACUACAGUCAGCCUCUGGGAUGAGAUCUGCCAUAGCAAUCUCUCCUCCUUACACCUCCUGGACAUGAGCCAGAACCAGUUCUGGUACCUGCCGGAGGAGUUCCUGGCAAAAAUGCCUUCCCUGACCCACCUGAAGCUGAACCAGAACUGUUUGGAGACAUUUCACCUGUCAGAGGGGGAUCCCUUAGCAAUGCUGACAGACCUGGACCUAAGCCAGAAUCAGCUCUCGGAGCUGCGGGUGGACCUGCCUGCCAGAGACAUGCUGCCCAGCCUGCAGCUAUUCAACUUGAGCACCAACAGGCUGCAGGUGCUUCCUGCUAGAUUUUUCACCUACACCAGGAAGAUCACUACAAUUGACCUUAGUCACAACCGGGUAGACCUGUGUCCCCAGCAAGUUGUCGCAGGCAAGGUGGAGAAUCCCCCCUGUGUAGACAUCAGAGGUAUCACAACCUUAACUCGUCUCUCCUUGGCCAACUGUGGCCUGCAAGAGCUGGGCAGCCACCCCUUCCAGGGCACACCGCUAACACAUUUGGACCUCUCUGACAACCAGAAGGCACUGUCUGCGGGCCUGGGAUGGCUGCAAGAUCUUGCUUUAACCUUGCAGGUUUUGUCUCUGAGAAACACCAGCCUCUCUUCCACUGUGGUGGACAUUGACUUCUCUGGUUUUCAGAGCCUGCUGUGCUUGGACCUGUCGAGAAACUCCCUGACCAUCUUCCCUGCAUCUUUGAGCAUCCUCAAAUUGCAUACACUUGACCUCAGGGAUAACUGUCUCCCAGCUCUUCCACAGGAUGUGAUAUGGACACCCCUGGGGAAGAGUUUACAUGAGGUCUACCUCAGUCGAAAUCCCUACAACUGCUGCAUGCUGGGAUGGUGGGAUUCCCUGCAGCAAGUUGAGAGGGUGCGCAUCCGCGAUGGGCAGGAGGUAACCUGCAGCUAUGCCUCCAGGACAGUGAGUGCCAGGGCCUUGCCGGAGCCCAUCCUCCAGGGCUGCCGGUGGAGGACAGCUGACCUGGCUCUCCUAUACCUGGUGCUUGCUCUGCCAACUUGCUUGACUCUCCUGGUCGCCUUUGCUAUCAUUUUCCUCACGCUCAAGCAAAAGCUGCUUAAAAUGGUGAAAAGUCGAUGCGGGGUGUCCAGCCCUUAUUGAUGGGUAUGGAGAAGGAGGAAGGGCUGGUGGCACUCAGGAAUGGUAAAUCUUUGCUGGCCAUCAGAGCGGCUGAGACCUCAGCUGAAAGAUGGAGCAGCCAAGAAAUGUCUCCUUGCUGAUUUUCAGCUUCCUCUAGGGUGUGUUCUGCUGCUUUGGGCGGGACAAGGACUUACCACUCAGCUCCCUUGUGGGUCUGGAGAGGAAGCAGCCAGUGACAAUAAUCCCAGGAGGGUUGUUUUUUUUUAAGACACUGUGAAUAUGAGAGAAAUUUGGAGGGAGAGAGAGGAUCAUAGGAAGGAAGGGCUAAAGGAAAACAAGGGGAAUUAUAGAUGUUAAACUCCCACAAGGUGAGUGAGAAGGAGACUUGCUGGGCUCAAGGGCCAGGGGAUGGCCUGGGGUGCUGGGAGGAUUACUAUUCCUACUUACAAGGAUGUUUCACGGGGCUAAGGAUUUUGGGGCCAAGUCUUGUGAUAGAGCCUGGGGGCAUGCUAGAAACACCCCCCGUGUUCUGGGGGAUCCUUGAGGGAUGUGUCUUCUGCGGAAACGUUUGGAUGAUGUUGGCCAGAGCUGAAUGGAUGCGGUGCCAAAUCCUUCUCAGGCAAAGGGGUUAUGACAGUUGCUCCCUAGCCCUGUUUCCCCACAUCAGUCAGUUCCUUUUAUUUAUUUAUCCCAGUAGCAUGCAAAAUCUGGCUCUCAGAAGUGCAAACUGUCCCACAGUGCUGUAAUCAGCCAGUCUCUGGCUGCCUGUAUAAGAGGUGCCCAAAGCGCAUGAUGGCUAAUGAAUUGCCCUGGGAGGAAAUGAGCACCUCAUCCAUGUGCUCUGGAGAAGGAGCAUGCUACUAAUGUGAGAGUGAAAACUUUUGAGUGAGAACCACACAUCGGUGACAAACAGUUUCUCAAGAUCCAUUUGUGAGCAGUGGGAUCACUCUGGCACAAUGUUGCGUGGCAGUGACUCGCUAAAGUUUUUAGUCAGCUCCUGAUUUGAGUUGUGAAAUGCAAAAAAGUCCCUGUCACUUUAGCAAAUAAACUUUCACGUUAAGUGUUUUGCAUUUCUGUUUUUUGAGGAGUGAGGAUUUAAGUAUAUAUAAAGGUAAAAUAAAAAAAAAAACAUCUGCAUCUCUCAGGUUUUAUCAAUGUCAUUUCAGUCUAUGCUUUUUGGGCAUUUCCCCAAGGCAAACCACUAAGAGGAUCAAAAAAGAUUUGCAUCCAUGUUGAGAACUGCUGCAGUGGUAGGGUGUCUGUCUUUUCAGGUUUCCACAGAGACAACCCGGAAGCGCUGACCAGCAACAGGAGCUCUGGCAAACCUCUGUUAAUUGCUCAGAGCUGAUUUCUUGGGUGUGCACAUGUGUAUUUGCACAUUGAUAAGAUAGGUGUUGUCAGCAUGGCUGAAUACCAUGUUUUGGGGUGUCAUAACUUGUUUAAGUAGCAAUCUCAGCUAGAAGAAUCCAUUAAAAAUAGCACAAAUAGGAAUGAUGUAAAAUAUUGACUAAAAGACACAAGAAUAAAUUAUA
This is a messenger RNA of Struthio camelus australis, 4045 nucleotides long. It is a transcript of the gene NRROS, whose product is annotated as negative regulator of reactive oxygen species. Gene Ontology annotation, cellular component: extracellular matrix. Lineage: Eukaryota; Metazoa; Chordata; Aves; Struthioniformes; Struthionidae. Gene Ontology annotation, molecular function: protein binding. The record is from RefSeq and is a predicted model, not a curated record.